Molecule: messenger RNA, 5589 nt
Organism: Taeniopygia guttata (zebra finch)
Lineage: Eukaryota; Metazoa; Chordata; Aves; Passeriformes; Estrildidae
Gene: MEX3A
Product: mex-3 RNA binding family member A
Molecular function (GO): RNA binding
Source: RefSeq, a predicted model, not a curated record
UCCUCUCGCCCCCCCCCCCCCCAGCCCCCAGCCCCCUCCCAAGCCUUUGUUAGCCAUGCCUAGCCUGGUAGUCCCAGGGAUAAUGGAAAGGAACGGGGGUUUCGGCGAUUUAGGCUGUUUCGGUGGGAGCGGCAAAGACAGAGCGCUGCUUGAGGAUGACCGGGCGCUGCAGCUCGCCCUGGACCAGCUCUGCCUGCUGGGGCUAGGCGAGCCUUCCUCCUCCUCCUCCUCCUCGGCCGUGGUGCUGGUGGAGGACAGCAACAACAACAACAAUAACCCGCCGCCGCCGCCGCCGCAGCAGCCCCCGCCGCCGCCGCCGCCGCCGCAGCAGCCGCCGCCGCCGCCGCCGCCGCCGCCCCCGGCGGCCCCGAAGGGCUCGGCGGCGCCCAGCGCCGGGGCGGCGGAGCCCAAGUUGUGCGCGCUCUACAAGGAGGCCGAGCUGCGGCUCAAGAGCAGCUCCAACACCACCGAGUGCGUCCCGGUGCCCAGCUCCGAGCACGUGGCCGAGAUCGUGGGACGGCAAGGCUGCAAGAUCAAAGCCCUGCGGGCAAAGACCAACACCUACAUCAAGACCCCGGUGCGGGGGGAGGAGCCGGUCUUCAUGGUGACGGGGCGGCGGGAGGACGUGGCCAUGGCCCGGCGGGAGAUCAUCUCGGCGGCCGAGCACUUCUCCAUGAUCAGGGCCUCCCGCAACAAGGCGGGCACCACCUUCGGCAGCGCGCCCACCCUGCCGGGGCAGGUCACCAUCCGCGUGCGCGUGCCCUACCGCGUGGUGGGGCUGGUGGUGGGCCCCAAGGGAGCCACCAUCAAGCGGAUCCAGCAGCAGACCAACACCUACAUCAUCACGCCCAGCCGAGACCGGGACCCCGUCUUCGAGAUCACCGGCGCGCCGGGCAACGUGGAGCGCGCUCGGGAGGAGAUCGAGACGCACAUCGCGGUGAGGACGGGCAAGAUUCUGGAGUACAACAACGAGAACGACUUCCUCUCCAGCAGCCCCGACUCCGGCAUGGAGAACCGCUACUCAGAGGCUUGGCGGGUCCACACGCCAGCGCCGGGCUGCAAGCCCCUCUCUACCUUCCGCCAGAACAGCCUGGGCUGCAUCGGCGACUGCUCUGUUGACCCCGUCUACGAGACCCCCCGGCUGAACGACCAAAACGACUUCAAUUACGGUUACCUCUUCCCCAACUACGGCGUGAACAAGCAGGAUUUGUACUACGGGGUGCCGGAGUCAGGGGCCCCGAUGUGGGCUGGGCAGGAGAACACCAACCCCGUCUCGGUGCUCUUCUCAAAGCAGCAGCGCUCCAGCAGCACCGGCACCAUCCACCCCAACUCCCACCGCUCGCCGUCCUCCUCCAUGCCGGAGCCCGGCCUCUCCGGGCUGCCGCGGCGGUCGCAGGGGGAGCCGCUGCAGGGCUUCUCCAAGCUGGGGACACCCGCCGCUGCCCGGACGGCCGUGGCCAGCAGCCGCGAGUGCAUGGUGUGCUUCGAGAGCGAGGUGACGGCCGCGCUGGUGCCCUGCGGCCACAACCUCUUCUGCAUGGAGUGUGCCGUGAGGAUCUGCGAGAGGACUGAUCCCGAGUGCCCCGUCUGCCACGCGGCAGCCACUCAGGCCAUUAGAAUAUUUUCCUAAAGAGACAGAGCAGGGCGUUGGGGGGGUGGGGGUAGGAAGGGAGAGUGGGGGGGUCCGUGAGAGAAAAAUGAUGAUGAUGAUAAUAAUAAUAAUAAUGAUAAUAAUAAUAAUAAUAAUAAUGACAUCUGAAGAACAAAAAAAUGAAUGAAAGAAUAAAUUAAUUUAAAGAAGAAGAAGAAGAAGAAAAAGAAGAAAAGAAAUUAUUUUACAAGCAAUGUAUGUUAUUUUUUAAAAAAAAUAAGUGAAUAAUAAAAUUAAAGUGAAUAGCAAAGCCAGAAAUUUUGAAGGGCGAACAAUGCUCCAGCCUGCAAUGUCUUUUGUAAACCAAGUACUCAGAACGCACACUCGGAUCUCGCAAGCAAAGCAGUUUAGUUCAGUUUUUUUUGGUGGUGAGAUUGGGACUUCUUGGUGAUGACCAAGCCAGGCCACCUGGAUCGACUGGGGAGGGAGCAGGGAUGCAGGGAGGGCCCUGCCAGCCUUUCUCCAGCCACCUUCAACCUUUGUCUUGGCCUGAAGCCCCCACUCUCCUCCCCCCAGGGUUGUCGGCCCAACUGGGAGCUCAGAAAGAAACAACAGAAAGAAAGGAAAACGGAUGACAGGGAUUUAGAAGAACAAGAAAGAAACCAUCAACCUCUGGGAACCUGUUAGAACGAGGGCACAACUGUAUUACCUCAAAGAUUUAAACAAAAAAAAAAAUCACAGCUAAAGAACUUUUAUUGUUUUCCUUUUUUUCUAAAAAAAACCCAAACAAAAAACACAAAAAAAAGAAAAUCAAAAAAAGAAGGUGAAGAAAUAAAAACGACGCCAGUGAAACUGAAGAAGGUUUGGAAGAACCUAUUGGGAUCACACCAGGCGACGAGCAUUUAUUUUGUUAUUCUGAGCCACCGUGGAGUCUGGAACUUUGUUCUUUUUUCCUUAUCCAAGCAGGGAUUUGUUCAUCAGUCCAAUCAGGAGUCACUAACAGGGUAUUUCCAAAGCAUUCCCGAGUUCCCGUCCGUGGCGGGAGUGCAUCGACUUCCACGUUUCCGUAGGUCACUCUUCAUUCUUUCCUCCAAGUGAUGCCAGCUGCAGCUACACACACUACACACACACAGAACAUUGUGCUUUUCUUUUCUUAAAAAACAUACCUAUUGCACCAAAACCUAAGAGAGACGAUCUUGCAAUACAGGCAAUGAGCCCAUAUGAAACCAACAUGCAUCCCAACAGAGAGCAAAAAAAACCCCGAGUUUAUAGAGAUAAUUUUGUUGUCGUCGUUUUUAAACUGGACCAAAACUUUUGUUACCCAAACCAAGUAGGGGAAAAAAAAAAACAAAAAAGAAGAAAAAGUAUUUCUUUAUGGACCAAAACCUCUUCAGCUGUCCUUUUCCUGGAUCUUCCUGAGGUUGGCCACUUUUAUAUAUUAUAUUUUUUUCAGAACGAAACAAAACAGAAAAAAAUUUGCCUUGUUGAACAUCCUUUAAUCAUUUCAAGACUCCUGGUUUUGUUAAAUGAAAUACUUUAAAACCAUUGGGAAGUGGGAAAGGAUGGGCUUCAGAUCUGGCUCCCGUGCCAACGCAUGCAAGGUGCAGGCCAGCACCUUGGCUCCAUCAGGUUUGUUCAGCUGGUCUGUGGAUGCCAAAAUGCUGUGAUGUUAAAAAUGUGUUGGAUUGACCUAUUGAGUACCAGUACACCCAGCUAUAAAUAUAUGUGUGUAUAUAUAUAUAUAUAGGCACUUAAUUAAUCAAGCACCUAUAUAUAUAUAUAUGUGUGUAUAUAAACCCAUAUAUAUAAUUUUUCUCCCACUACCACCACUUCCCCAUUUCCUACCCCUCAACUUCUGCUCACAGAUCCUGGACCCUGAUUUAGAACUGAACCAACAAGUUUCACAACUUGGCACAGACAGUUCUAACAUCAAAAGAAAACAAAAAACAAGCAAAAAAAAAAUCGCCUGAGAUUUUUUAUUCCCUUCAGUUACAGGAGACUUUAUUUUCAUCGUGAUAAUGUUCCUGGGAACAUCCUCCCUCCUGCUUGGUUUGCUGCCUGUGCCCUGGCACGGUGGGCUCAGGCCAGUUGUGGCUGCAGCCACUGAAGGGGCUGAGCUCACUGUGCUGGGGCAGGCGGUGCUGGUGCUCUCUGCUGAUAAAGAUCCACUUUUGAUCUUCAGAUACCAGUUGGAGGGUUUGAAAUGAUGGCGGGAUGAUGGGAUGCCUCCACUGUUUUGCAUCAACAGUUAUAUAUUCUAAAGGGGCAGAUCGGAGGGGUGGACAAUGUUCCCAGGCUGUGGUAGAUGCUGAUGUUUUGGAAAAAGUAAAGACAAAAGUAACAAUGCUAACGGGACACCGUCAGGCAGGAUUGGUACUCCCCUCCUCCCCAAAGCUCUGAGGAGCCCCUGGGCGUUCACACAGGGUGCGAGCACUUCCUGGGGGAAGUUUUGCACCCUCUGCUGUGGAGCCUGGGGGGUGAUGGAGGGCUGGGGUGCUCUGGAUGAACCCCCAGAGCCCCCACGUCCCGAAUUGUCCUGUGGCACAGCGUGGCCUCAGCAAAGGCUUCAGAGCCCGGCCAGCACUGGCCACAUCCUUCCUACAACUGACCCAUUCUCAUCCAAAAUCUGGCCUCAGUUUGGUCCCGGUGAAGGGGAGGGGAGGGCAGGGAGAGGGGACAUGGCUGUUUCUGGGAACCUCUCCCCUCCCCAGUGCCACCUUCCCCAUCAGGUGCUGCCCUCCCCACCCCAGGGUUGUAUUUUAUCCGUUCAUUGCGCAAAAUUCUCCCGCUGACGUAGAGAGAGUGGUUGAAGCAGGAGCUGGGGGGCGGGGGGUGGGGGUCGGGGGUGGGCAGGGGGACCAGCCACCCCUCCGAGGGGCGCUCAGAAAUGUUGGUGUUGGUGCUGGAGGGGCUGAGCUGGAGGCGGCGGUGACCGCGCUGUGUUAGUGAGUGAUAGUCGUUCUUGGCUGAGUGGAGUCUGUUCGUGGUAAUGUGAGCAAGUUCUUGAUCAAUGUCUUUAUUUGAUGCCAGGUUGUGAAGAGGUGGGUGGGAGUGGGGAGGGGGGAAGGAGACCCCUGUGUUGGGGACCUGGGGUGGGGGGACCUGUUCUAGCACUGACUGUAGGGGGUGGGGAAUGGGGAAGGUACGUGGGGCUCACCUCUGCUCCUUGUACCUCCUCCCUCACCUUAACAAGCGAAAACGAUGUAAAAGCCUCCUGCAUGCUGAAAAAAUGUUAGAGAAAAAAACAAAACCCCUUUCUUAAAAAAAAAAAAAAAAAAAAAAGAAGGGAAAAAAAAAAUAAUAAUCAUGACCCAAACAAACGUCCAAUGCUUGCUGUUGGGAACCGGAGUGGGGCUGUCCUGGGUGGGCUGCCCCUCUCUGCAGUUGAGGCUCCUACUCAAGUGUCCAAGUUGGCCUUUAAUAAAAUCUUCAGUUCCAAUAACCUUUAUAUAUAUAUAUAUAUAUAUACACAUAUAUAUAUACAUAUACAUAUAUAUUAAAAAAAAGCUUGAUGUAGCAGUUCUAGUUUAAAAUGAAUAGAAGUAUUUCGGCCCCUGUUUUAUUUUGAUUUUUCCCUGUCCCCUGCUUCCCGCUGUACCCCCCACCGACUCCAUAUUUUGAUGUAGCAACUUUGGAAGAAAGAAAAAACAGGCGCUGUAAAUGCACCGAGAGCUACCUCUGCCUCGAGUGGGGGCUGCAGGGAACUCGGGGGGCUCGGGCCUCUCCCUGGCCCCAUGGGGCACCCAGAGAGGGGCAGCCCGGGCCCUGCCUGUUGGCAUCCAUGGGGAGCCCGGUUGCGGGGCUUAAACAACAAAUUUGCGUAAUUUUUUUUCCUCUUUUUAAAUAUAUGUAUAUAUAUAAAAAUCUUUAAAAAAAAAUAAUAAAAACAAAAAACAAGAAAAAUGCCCAUGACCUUAACUAUUUGCUCUGACUUGUAUCUUCCUUGAUAGGUGACUAAAAAUGGCUUGUUGGUCUAAUUCACCAGCAAUAAUGAUAAC